This is a messenger RNA of Acanthopagrus latus (yellowfin seabream), 7072 nucleotides long. RefSeq names its product calsyntenin-2-like. Gene Ontology annotation, cellular component: cell surface; postsynaptic membrane. Bases 473 to 3319 code for a protein of 948 amino acids. Lineage: Eukaryota; Metazoa; Chordata; Actinopteri; Spariformes; Sparidae. Gene Ontology annotation, molecular function: amyloid-beta binding; calcium ion binding; kinesin binding. Gene Ontology annotation, biological process: positive regulation of synapse assembly; homophilic cell-cell adhesion; positive regulation of synaptic transmission. The transcript has 17 exons. The record is from RefSeq and is a predicted model, not a curated record.
CAUCCCUCUCCUCCCUGUGACGUCGCUCGGUCUGGUCCCGGGGUGCGCUGCUCUCCGGUCCCGUCUCAGCACAAACCACUUUAGUUGCUGCCUCGACCGUCCACGAGACCUGCGGUGCGACGCGCGCGGUUACGGUGCGGCGAGGUGCGUCUUUUUUUUGUUGUUGCGGCCGCCCGGUGUCCUUCUCCCACUCCACGCUGCCCGCCUUGUCCCACAUAUCUGUGAACUGUUCGCGCACUCUGCCUGAAGAAGAGAGAGAGACAGAGAGACAGAGAGAGAGAGGGGGGGGAGAGAACCUGAGGCGUUGAAUAAGAGGGAGAGGGCGGACAGGAGAAGGAGGCAGAGAUAGAAAAAAGAGGGACAGAAAAAGAAAAAAACAAAGAAAGAGGAGAGAAGAGGAGAGAAGAGAAGAGGAAAGAGGUCGCCGUAGUCCCCCUCUUCUUUCCCGGGGCUGAAUCGCUCCACCGAGAAGAUGCUGAGAAUAGCCGGCGUGCUGGCUGUGGUGGCUCUGGGGUUGAGCGCCGCUCACACCAAAGUGAACAAACACAAGCCGUGGAUUGAGACAUCAUACCACGGGGUGAUCACCGAAAACACUGACAUCGUUCUGCUGGAUCCUCCUCUGGUGGCCCUGGAUAAAGAUGCCCCCAUCCCCUACGCAGGGGAGAUCUGUGCGUUCAACAUCCACGGGCUGGAGGCGCCGUUCGAAGCAGUGGUGCUGAACGGUACGUCUGGCGAGGGUCAGCUGAGGGCCCGUGGCCUGGUGGACUGCGAGCUGCAGAAGGAAUACACCUUCAUCAUUCAGGCUCACGACUGUGGCUCGGGCCCCGGGGGCACGGAGGGCAAAAAGUCCCACAAGGCCGUGGUGCACAUUCAAGUCAACGAUGUGAAUGAGUUCGCCCCAGUGUUCCGGGAGCCCCAGUACAGAGCCGCGGUGACCGAGGGCAAGAUCUACGAUAGCAUCCUGCAGGUGGAGGCCACAGACCAGGACUGCUCCCCACAAUACAGCCAGAUCUGUAACUACCAGAUCACCACCACCAGCACGCCCUUCGCUAUCGAUCGCAACGGUAACAUCCGCAACACGGAGAAGCUGAGCUACGACCGCCAGCAGCAGUACGAGAUCCAGGUGACGGCGUGGGACUGCGGCCAGAAGAGAGCCCUGCACAGCGUCCCCGUCCGCAUUGACGUCAAGCCUGUGUGCAAACCUGGCUGGCAAGGUUGGAAUAAGCGAGUGGACUACGAGCCAGGUACAGGAAGUAAGCAGCUGUUUCCUAAGAUGCACUUGGAGACCUGUGAUGGGCCGCUGUCGUCGGUGAGGACCACAGUGGAGCUGCAGACCAGCCACAUCGGGAAAGGCUGCGACCGUGAGACCUACUCGGAGAAGUCUCUACAGAAACUCUGUGGGGCCUCCUCGGGCAGCACUGACCUUCUCCCUGCUCCCAGCGCUGCCACCAACUGGACAGCUUCCCUGGUGACCGACAGCGGCAGGGACAGCGACUUGAUCUUCAGGUUUGAUGGGCGUCAGGCGGCGAAAAUCCCAGACUGGGUGGUUCCUCAGAAUCUGACAGACCAGUUCACCAUAGCAACCUGGAUGAAGCACGGGCCCAGUCCCGGGCUCCGAGCUGAGAAGGAGACACUGCUCUGUAACUCCGACAAGACAGAGAUGAACCGUCAUCACUACUCACUGUAUGUCCAUAAUUGCCGCCUGGUGUUCCUGCUGAGGAGAGACUUCACCCAGGUGGACACCUUCAGACCGGCCGAGUUCCACUGGAAACUGGAGCAGAUCUGUGACAAGGAGUGGCACUACUACGUCAUCAAUGUAGAGUUCCCGGUGGUGACGCUCUAUGUGGACGGCGUGACCUACGACCCCUACCUGGUGACUGACGACUGGCCCAUCCACCCCUCGCAGAUUGAUGUGCAGCUCACGGUCGGCGCCUGCUGGCAAGGUGGGGAGGUGACCAAGCCACGGUUCACUCAGUACUUCAGAGGAAGCCUGUCCGGACUGACCAUCCGACCAGGGAAGAUCGAGAGUCAGAAAGUCAUCUCCUGUCUGCAAGCCUGCAAGGAGGGGCUGGACAUCAACUCCCUGGAGAGUCUGGAUAAGAACAUAAAGUUCCACUUCAACCCGGCCCAGUCCAUCUUGGUGAUGGAGGGAGAGGACCUGGAGAACAUGAACGCCGCCGUGAGGAAAGUUUCCUACAUAAACUCUCGCCAGUUCCCCACGCCGGGCAUCCGGCGUCUGCACAUCUCCACGGUCGUCCAGUGCUUUGGUGAAGACACCUGUAUCACCAUCCCGGACAUCGAUGCGGUGGUGAUGGUGCUGCAGCCCAGUGAGCCCAGAAUAACCAUCACCGGAGUGGAGAGACUGAAUCAUCCGGCCUCGGACCUCAAAACGCCGGAGGGCGUGUCUCUGUUCCAGGACCUCCACAUCAUCAGCACGGUCACCCGGGCAGACGCCACCACGCACCACACAGCGCAUCGACCCGGGGUGCUGGAAGAGAUUAUUCAUAACUUGGACUACUGUGAUGUCUUGGUGCUUGGGGAGGAGCUGAGGCCGGAGCAGGAGUCCCUCCAACUGCAGCGCAGCACUCUGCUCGGAAAACACCUCGACGCCACCAACUCCACCUCUGGCAUGUCCAUUUAUGGUGUGGACUCAAUGUCCAAUUAUGAGCAGGUGAUGCGACAGGUGCGUUACUAUAACUGGCGGCCCGAACAACUAGCAGAGAGAAGGUUUCGCCUCACCUGCUCGGAGCUCAACGGGCGAUACACCAGUAACGAGUUCAACCUGGAGGUGAGCGUACUGCACAGUUCCGAAGCUGGAGAGCAUGUCAAUCACAUGGUAGCCCCGCCUCAGUACAUGCAAGUGGUCCACCAUCCCUCCUUGAUCCAUGACCUGUACCCCAGCCACAGCUCAGGCAUGCCGAGCGCUGCCACCGUGGUAAUUGUGAUGUGUAUCGCCGCUCUGGUGGUGGUUGUGGUGCUCGGCAUCUACCGCAUCCACCUGACCCACCAGCAGGAGGUCAAGCUGGCAGAGACGGCCAAAGAGGCAGACGCUACCUGGGACGACUCGGCUCUGACGAUCACGGUCAACCCGAUGGAGAACCUGAAAGGACCCCAGGCUGCAGAGGAGGAGGCCAGCGAGGAAGAGGAGGAGGAGGAGGAAGAGGAGGAGGAGGAUGACGAGGAAGAGGAGGAGGAGGAGGAUGACAUCACCAGCGCUGAGUCAGACGACAGCGAGGAGGAAGUGGACGUGCAGCUACCCAGGAUGCAACGCCAGAGCAAGAGGGGCCAAAACUGGGACAAAACAACAAUAUCUUACUGAAAACACACACAGUCACAGUCACUCACACACACACACACACGCACAUUGUGCAACACAUCCGUCGUGAAACCUCAAAUCAGAUGGUUGAGACAAAAAGACUUUAUGUGAUGUUGAGGCUCUAAAAAAUGAGGUAAUAUCUCCCCCUGGUGGAAUACUACACUGAAACACACACACACACGCACACACACACACACACACACACGCACACACACACGCGCACACACACACACACUGCAUUGAUUUAACCUCCGCCUUGUCAGAAAACCUGUUUUAUACAGCUGAUCAGAACUAAUAUGACACUAAACUCAAUCAAAUGUCCAUCCUCGUUCUUAAAGGGACAGCUCACCAAAUUUAGGUCAUCCCCGACAACUGUUUCCCCUCCAACCAUCUCUCCUCCCGCACCGCAACUACAACCUUUAGUGAAAUAAAGUUUUUCCGUCGGCUACCAUACAUUCAGUUUAGCGUGUCGGAUUCCACAGCGAGAUCUCUGAUGUCCCAUAGAAAUGCAAAACAGUCUUUAUUUGAGAAAAAAAAAACAAAAAAAAAAACACUGGGUUGCAAGAGAAAAAGAAUCAGACUAUUUUUUGGUUUGUAUACUUCAUGUUAUUUAUCAGUCUUUAUUCUAGCCUACGCGGCACAGCCAGGUGAUUUUACAGAAAUAGCAUAUUUUCAAUGGUACUCAAAAACAAAAAGGAAAAAAAAGUCGAUCUGUGUGUAGUCAUGUUGAUCUAACCAAGGGGUCUGAGUUCUGGGUUUUUGGGAAAGACAGAGGAGUCUCCUUGUAAAUUUUUAUACGCUCCUUUCUUGUAAAUAGUGAGUAGGUGACCCCCCUCCCUCCCACACUCCCAUCCCCUAACACCACUUUCUCUACCCAGAAUCCCCCCCUCCUCUCCACCUGUACACAGCACACAUACCACCUCUCCAUAUGUACGUACAUAUUCCUGAACCCACUAGCCCACGGGGGGGUCUUCACUGAACGGACCCCUCAGUUCCUCUGUGUGUGUUUCUAGCUCUGUGUUCAGAUCAUUCCAGCUGACUGCGAGAACUCCGGGUUUGUUGGGAUGGAUGUGCCACUGCCUCUAUAGGUACUGGGUCUGUUGGAGCUGCACUAGGCGAGAUGAUCCUGCAAAGAGGCGCCGUGUUUCAUACAUCCGAAUCACACAUCAGGGACGUGACAGAGAACAGAGAGUCCCCUCACUGCUCGCGUACAGUCUGCGAGAUUCGCCCGAAUGAAAGUUUGGUCCCGGGCGCAGUCACAGCGGCAAGCAACACUACGAAAGCCAACGUCUACACCUGCGAGUCAUUAAUGCUGCAUUGCAGGGAUUUUGCAGGGUGAGAAAUUCCAACUUUUCUGCGGGGAAGAGUGCAAAUGGGACUGGUCGUCAAUAGAUGCAAAUAUCUACCGACUGCAGGAUUUCUGAGGCCACGCCAAUAUCAUUAUUUGACUCUUUAAAGUGUGAUAUUUAUAUACGGGCAGAUGCUGGUUUGUUUCUUUCCUUAAACAUAGCCUUGCAAACAUUUUUAUUUGAGAAGGAUCCUAAUUACGGAGCAGUGAACAAAAGACAAAAUGUUCUGAGUGGAACAUAUGUCCGUGGAAAAACAGUUGCUGCAGACUCAACCAGGAGAUUAUUAACAAUGAACUUCAGUGCAAUAAAAACUAGACAUAUAAUCAAAUACCACAAAAAAAGCAUUAAAGAUGAAGCAGGACACAGGCUCAAAUAUGUUAAAAACAAAAAUGCACCAUAUUUUUUUAGUAAUAGCUAUAACAAAUAAUAUAUAACUAUGAUAAAGAAAAUAAAGUAUGUGUAUUGUGGGAAAGCCUGUAUUAUAUCAAUUAAAGUUGCAGUGCUAAAAGAUGUUUUAUGUUAGCAAUGGAUCAAAUGACUUGAUGUGGAACCAGAAUGGCACUGAGUAGAGCGCAUGCGUUCCCUUCAAGUCAGUCAAGCCUAAUCCAAAAUCAAUCUCAAUAAUCCUAUAUCACUUUACAUUUUAUGCCUCCUAUCACUGCUUAACCAUAAAUAUACUCACCAGAUCUAGGAUCAGCAUCAGAUUGUACCCACCCAUAGCGACCCGCCGCUUAAAUAUGUUAUUUUCAGCAAAGAUACAUUUGUUAUUCAUUACUUUAACAAAAAUUUUGAAAAACUUAAUGUUGAACAAACAAAUUCCUGAAAACAUGACCUAAAUAAUGGUAUCCCCUCGGAUUGAUGAACCCUGAGGAUUAGAACCAAACUCUUCAGUUCCCCUUUCCUCUGCAGAGCAUUUGAAUGUUUUCAGAAGACUGUUGCUGUUGAAAAAGCUCCAAUGAACCGACCAUACACUACCUGCCCAGCACUAUAUAGUUAAAGUCAGUGAAUACACUGAACAGAGAUGAGCAUUUGGCAGCUUGAGCAGUCAAGAUUUCUCUCAGGAGUCGGUGGAGAACAAAACAGAGCUAAAAGGAGAGCGGCUGUAUGACUUAGAUUUCGUUCAUCUGGCAGGCAGAAACAGAACUCCCACUGAAUGCUCAUGUUGCUCUGUGUAUGUGUAAAUAGAUAAGUAGUAGUGUGAGCACCAGAUCGACUCUAUCUGGUGAUGUAAAUGUUGUGUUUUCAGACGGUUAGGCUGUUCCUGAGCAGCCCAAAAAAAAAAAUCUAAAUAUGUUGGUUUGGCACUUUUUUAAAAACAUGUCUGUCAGAUACAGACAUGAAGUCCAUGUGUAGGUCUCGUUAUGUCCACAUCGGCACCACAGCAUGCUUUUUAUAGCUACAAAACAUUACUUUUAUGUCCAUAUUCGCCUAAAUUUUAUUUUUUUUUCUUUUGAUUAUAACAGUUUUUAAUGAAAGUCGCUAGCUAACGCUGCCUCAUAUCACUGACACAAAAUAAUAAGCUGUUUUUUUGGGGGGGAUAAAAGAGACUGCUAUGACACUGAACCCUGCAAGAGACUUAAAACAUGUUUGCCUUUGAAUAAAAUGCAGCAUUAAUGAAAGACAUUUAUUCUGAAGGAUGAUGUCACAUUGCAUUAAAGCAACCCAGAAACACUCUGGUGGGGCCACCGGUUGUGAAGUUGCCUGGCGCGACUUGAAAAGGACAGAGAGCAGACGUGAAAGACGCGUUCGGCGGCGUCACAUUUGAUGCGAUCAGAAAACCCAGUCGAAGGUUUCCUCACCUUGAGGCGGAAGGGCAUUAAUCUCUGGCUGUGGCCAUCCUGAAUCCAGUCCGGCUGUUAUGUUUCGAUUGCAAAAAAAGAAGAAAAAAAAAACACUAAACAGCAGAGGGUUUUGUCAUGUGUGGCGUGUACGAUAAAUACAGUCAGCCACAGGUAAAAUCAGGGUUCGGUUAAAGUCACAAACACCGGAAAGUUUCCUCCUCUGACAGCCGUCCUGUGGGUGCAGCUGGGAGAACCUACUGUAUGUGUAUACUGUAGCUCUAUGUUCAUGUAAAGAUCUCAUAUGUUGUUUAAGAGUUUUUCCUCCAUCUACUGUGACACCCAGUCUUGUGACGUCACCUCCCUCCCCCGCACCCUCCCAACCCCUCCCCUCCCCUCCCCCACCCUCCCCCGGAACCCUUUGGUGGAUUUUGCAUCGGCCUGAGCCCUAAUGUUGUCCUGACGUUUGUUUUAGAAGAGGAGGGCGGUGAAAUUAACAUGGAAAACCUUGUAUAAUGUGUAAAAGUUUUUUUUCUGUUUUUUUAUUUGAUUUCUCUGGACUCUUUGGUCUGUUUUCCUUUGGAAUGGUCACUACAGCACUUUCUGUAAAAUUGGCCAAUAAAAACUUG